Ziziphus jujuba (common jujube) is the source of this 2241-nucleotide messenger RNA. RefSeq names its product disease resistance-like protein DSC1. Gene Ontology annotation, biological process: defense response. The transcript is spliced from 5 exons. The record is from RefSeq and is a predicted model, not a curated record. Lineage: Eukaryota; Viridiplantae; Streptophyta; Magnoliopsida; Rosales; Rhamnaceae. Bases 140 to 2101 code for a protein of 653 amino acids.
AUUGCAUGUUUCUUCAAAGGAUAUGAUGCAAAUUUUUUAGAAAGAAUACUUGAUGGUUGUGACCUCUUUGCAAUCAUAGGAAUACAAAGUUUGAUUGAUAAGACUCUCAUAACCAUCAUCAACAAUAAGCUGCGAAUGCAUGAUCUGCUGCAAGAAAUGGGUAGAGAAAUUGUCCGAGAAGACUACUAAACAACCUGGAGACCGUAGUAGAUUAUGGAAAACUGAGAAUAUCCAUUAUGUGUUCAAAGGAAACAGGGGAUCUGCAAAAGUUGAAGGCAUAUUCCUAAAUACAUCUGAGAUGAAAGAGAUAAUUCUGAGCCCUGAAAUCUUCUCACAGAUGCAUAAUCUAAGGUUGCUUAAAAUUUAUAAUUUUGAUGAGGAAGAGAAAUGCAAACUGAAAUUUCCUCAAGGUCUUCAUUGCCUUCCUGAUGCACUUACAUAUCUAUAUUGGGAUGGAUACCCUCUUAAAUCUUUGCCAUCAUAUUUUAGUCCAGAGAACAUUGUUAUCCUUCAAAUGCCUUACAGCCAACUUGAGGAACUUUGGAAUGGCAUUCAGGAUCUUGGGAAGUUAAUAGAGAUGGAUCUUAGUCACUCUAAGCACUUGACUAAAAUCCCAGACGCUGCUCACGCUCCGAACCUUGAGACUAUAAAUCUUGAAUACUGUAUAAAGUUAGUUUUGGAAGGAUGUACAGAAAUAAAAGAAGUUCCCUCAUCGAUUGGAUCUCUAGACAAACUCGAGUCUUUGAAUCUUCACAACGGUAAAGUCCUUAUGAAUCUUCCGAGCAGCACUAGUAAUAUGGAUUCACUCAAAUCUCUGAGUCUCUCUGCCUGCGCAUCCAUUGACAUGUUUCCAAGUCUUCCAAGGUUUCUAAGUCGGUUAGAUAUAAGUGGAACCCCGAUAAAGGCAGUUCCAUCAUCAGUAGACGAACUGUCUGGUCUAGUUAAGUUUUAUCUCAAAGGUUGCAAAAGGCUUGAGAGUCUCCCUACUCGCAUUUAUAAUCUAAAAGCUCUCACAUUUCUUUCUCUCUCUGUAUGCUCAAAAUUGAGAUACAUUCCGGAAAUCUCAGAGCCUUUGGAAAGUUUACGCUUCCUCCAUUUGGAUGAAACAAGAAGUAAAGAGCCACCCUCUUCCAUUGGAAAUCUAAAGGGGCUUACAGAAGAGAACCUUGACAACUGCUGCAAGCUUAAAGCUCUACCAGACAGCAUCAAUAAAUUAAACAAUACAGAACACUUUUCCUUGUUUGGCUGCUCAAAACUUGAAAAAUUCCCAACUUUAUCAACUUCUUUAGCAAAUUCGAAUGCAUGCCAACAUAGCCUGGAUUUAAAAUUUUUCAAUUGUAUGAUGUUGGAUCAUGAAGCAAGCAGGGGAAUAAUGGCUGAUGUACAUAUCAGAAUUUUGCGUAUGGCAGCUUCUACAUUAAAAGCUAAGAAUGAAUUUCCAUUCUUUGCAUCACCCUCGUUAAGAAUUUGGUGUCCAGGAAAUGAAAUUCCAGAUUGGUUUACGUACCAAACAGAGGGAGAUGAAACUCCAGAUUGGUUUACGCGGCCAUCAAAGGGAUCUUCACUGAAUAUCCAGCUUCCUCUAAAUUGGCACUCCAACUUGUUGGGUAUCGCUCUCUGUACUGUUGUUGCAUUCAGGAAUUGCGAUCGUAAUUUACCUUUGUGGAUAUCAUGUAAAUGCUCAUUGAAGAGGAACAAUGGUAUAGGCCAUAAGUUCAACUGGUUUAUGAACUGGAAUAGGAUGAUGGCUAGCAAGACUUGGGGAGUUGCAGAAUCUGAUCACAUGUUCCGGUGGUAUGACCAUAGCAUCUUUGAGGAUUUUAUUAAGAAACAAGCAAACUUUUUUUCCUCUACUUGUAAUGCCACAUUUAUUUUCAACCCAGUGCAUCAAUUUUCAACCAUCACAAAGUGUGGGAUCAACUUAUUAUAUGCCCAAGAUGCAGAGAGACUUGGUAUCCUUAGUCAAGAUGAUAGGGAACCAGAUGUCAAACAUAAUAUAACUAAGAGAAGCCGGAAUGCGUUUGAAGCCGGUGAAGGUGUGAUUUUUAUAAGCUCUGACGAGGAAGAAGAAGAUGAUCAACCAAAUCCUAAGAGAAUUUGAUGCAUCUCUUCCAGAUUAAUGUAAGGUGACUCCUUUCAUCAUUCUAGUAUCCAUUUAUGCUUAGUUAAUUUCUUAUUUUGUUUUGGACGUUAAUGGAAUUGUGUUUAGCUUGCAUUAAAUACAAAUUAUUCUACUUCUUA